AAGGAACAAAAGUCAGCCAAUCAGAGGGCGGGGCAUGGAGAAGGCUAACUAGCCGAGCGCCGAGAGAGCUGUCAGGAGAAGGAAGAGAUAGUGAAGUUGACAAGGACUUCCAUGGAGAGAAAGUAACUGUAACCAUGAGUAUAGGAAGAGUCUGUGCCCUCAGCUCACCCAUGGCGCUACCAAGAGGGGCGCUAAUAAAGGCAGCCAAAGCAUCGUGAGGGGGAAGCAUUUGCACAGAUAUGGCUGUACCCAUCACUGUCCUGGAUUGUGACUUGCUUCUGUACGGCCGAGGGCAUCGAACACUUGACCGAUUUCGGCUUGAUGAUGUCACUGACGACUACCUGGUAACCACUUAUGGCUUUCCCAGGCCAUUUAUUGAUUACCUUGUUGAUUUGUUGGGGGGCAGUCUAUCUCGACCUACACAGCGUUCUCGUGCAAUCAGCCCAGAGACUCAGAUCAUGGCUGCUCUUGGAUUCUAUACCUCUGGAUCCUUCCAGACUCGCAUGGGGGAUACAAUAGGAAUCAGUCAAGCUUCCAUGAGUCGCUGCGUGACUAAUGUCACAGAGGCUCUGGUGGAGAGGGCUUCCCAGUUCAUCUCCUUCCCUAGAGAUGAAAGAUCAGUGCAAAGACUGAAGGAUGAAUUUUACAAUCUGGCAGGGGUUCCUGGAGUAUUGGGGGUGGUAGACUGCACUCAAGUGAAUAUUAAAGCCUCAAAUUCAGAGGACUUGUCCUAUGUAAACCGCAGAGGCCUUCACUCCUUAAACUGCUUGCUCGUGUGUGAUGCCCGGGGCUCUCUGUUAUGGGCUGAGACCAGUCGCCUGGGAAGCAUGCAGGAUAAUGCCGUUCUUCACCAAUCAGAACUCUACAGCCGGUUUGAAACCAAAAUGCACAAACAGGGCUGGCUACUAGCGGAUAACGCCUUCAUUCUACGACCUUGGCUGAUGACACCGGUGCAGUUACCUGAAAGCCCCUCAGACUAUCGCUACAAUAUGGCACACACCGCCACGCAUAGUGUAAUGGAACGUACACAGCGAUCCCUUCGGCUCCGUUUUCGUUGCCUUGAUGGGUCCAGGGCCACCCUGCAGUACUCCCCUGAAAAGUCUGCCCAGAUUGUAUUGGCAUGUUGUAUUUUGCAUAAUAUUGCUCUGCAGCACGACCUGGAUAUUGUCAGUGAGUCUGGGACAAGCAGUCUGGAACCCGAUGAAGAAUGUGUCCACAUGGAACCAUUAGAGUCAGAGGCUUACCGCAUGAGGCAGGAGCUCAUCCUAACACAUUUUAGUUGAUGAUGAACUCCAAGGGGCAUAUUUUGUUAUAGUGCGUAACCCAACGUCAACAGUGAUGUUGCUCAUAGCAAUCAGAUCUUUGCUUUUGGUUUCUAAAUUGUAGGUGACCGGCAUUAUCACCGUUGAUGUUGGCUUACACACCAUAAUAAAUAUGCCCCCAAAUGUACUGUUUCCAUUGCUCCCAACAAAUGCAAUUGGCAGAGCUUUUGUUAGUGCCACUAUUUCUUUUAUUAUGUUAGGGAUAUCGAAACCUUACAUUUCUG
Molecule: messenger RNA, 1546 nt
Organism: Xenopus tropicalis (tropical clawed frog)
Lineage: Eukaryota; Metazoa; Chordata; Amphibia; Anura; Pipidae
Gene: harbi1
Product: harbinger transposase derived 1
Exons: 4
Coding region: 240-1283 (347 amino acids)
Cellular component (GO): cytoplasm; nucleus
Source: RefSeq, a predicted model, not a curated record